Molecule: messenger RNA, 1360 nt
Organism: Camellia sinensis
Lineage: Eukaryota; Viridiplantae; Streptophyta; Magnoliopsida; Ericales; Theaceae
Product: vesicle-associated protein 1-2
Biological process (GO): endoplasmic reticulum membrane organization
Cellular component (GO): plasma membrane; endoplasmic reticulum membrane
Source: RefSeq, a predicted model, not a curated record
ACGAGAGAGAGGACAGAGGGACAACGACAAUUGUCCCACGUUGCUACUUUGCAGCUCUCUCUCUCUCCCUCUCUCUAAACCCCCACACCAUCUCCAUAAUUUCUACGAAACCUGUUUCACCAAUCCCAGAUCUCUCUCUCUCCUCAAAUUCAUUCACCGGAAAACCACACUUACACUGCUCACCGUUAUCGGAAAACUGCUUUAAUUCACCGCCAAAACCGCCCUUGUUUCCAGUCUCCGUUGACUCUCUAAGCGAUCGGGUCGAAAUGAGUACUGGAGACCUUAUCAGCAUCGAGCCACAGGAGCUUCAGUUCCCUUUUGAAUUGAGGAAGCAGAUCUCGUGUUCUCUGCAAUUAACGAACAAGACUGAUAACUAUGUUGCAUUCAAGGUCAAGACGACGAAUCCUAAAAAGUAUUGUGUUCGUCCUAACACUGGAAUUGUGUUGCCACACUCUGCAUGUGAUGUUAUAGUUACAAUGCAAGCACAAAAGGAGGCUCCUCCUGACAUGCAAUGCAAGGACAAGUUCCUACUUCAAAGUGCGGUCGCUAGUCCUGGAGCUACCACAAAAGAUAUUACUGCAGAGAUGUUCAACAAGGAGUCUGGAAAUCAUGUGGAGGAGUGCAAGUUGAGAGUUUCUUACGUCCCACCACCACAACCACCGUCACCAGUGCGAGAAGGAUCAGAGGAAGGUUCUUCGCCAAGGGCUUCAGUGUCAGAUAAUGGGACCAUAAAUAGAGCUGAAUAUACUGCUGCUUCAAGUGCAUAUGUUGAAAGGGCAUACGUCGAGCCUCAAGACAACUCAUCGGAGGUAAAGGCUCUUGUUUCUAAGCUGACUGAGGAGAAGAAUUCUGCAAUUCAGCAAAAUAACAAGCUUCAGCAAGAAUUGGAGUUCUUGAGACGUCAAAGCAACAAAAGCCAUGGCGGUCUUCCAUUCAUGUAUGUUGUUAUUGUCGGUGUAAUUGGCAUCCUUUUGGGGUAUAUUCUUAAGAGAACAUGACCCCAGAGUUUGCCUUAUGUUGUUCAUCUGUUGUUGUCCCAGAGUUUAAAAUGAUUCAGAACUUUGAAAAAAGACAAAUGUGUGAUGAUCAAUAGGAGGCGGCUUUGUAUUGCAUUAGCCGCCAUGUAAUUGACUUUAGAAAACAUGAUCAAACCGGUUUGAUGGGUUUUGUAACUGCAGGAGCAUUACUUCCUUGUUUGACUAGCUGCUUCUUUGUUGUUAACAUACUUAUUUUAGUAACUUUGAGGUUUUUCUUCAUCAUGUACCCUUUGUUUCUUGUAGAUUUGUUAUUUUGUUUUUUCAGAUUUUCUUUGGCAUAGAAAUACAAUGCGAGGCCAAAUGCCAUGGAUUAGUUUAUUCUA